This is a messenger RNA of Cetraspora pellucida, 470 nucleotides long. NCBI's taxonomy places the organism in Eukaryota, Fungi, Glomeromycota, Glomeromycetes, Diversisporales, Gigasporaceae. The record is from the annotation of a GenBank genome assembly.
GUGAUUUAGGUUCUUCGAAAUCUGUAGGUGCUUUAGGUGUUUUAGGUCCUUUAGGUUCUUCGGAAUCUAUAGGUGCUUCAGGUUCUUCGGAAUCUAUAGGUGCUUCAGGUUCUUUAGGUGCUCCAGAAUUUGUGGGUGCUUUAGGUCCUUUAGGUGAUUUAGGUUCUUCGAAAUCUGUAGGUGCUUUAGGUGUUUUAGGUCCUUUAGGUUCUUCGAAAUCUGUAGGUGCUUCAGGUUCUUUAGGUGUUUUAGGUCCUUUAGGUUCUUCGAAAUCUGUAGGUGCUUCAGGUUCUUUAGGUGUUUUAGGUCCUUUAGGUUCUUCGAAAUCUGUAGGUGCAUCAGGUACUUCAGGUGUUUUAGGUCCUUUAGGUGGUUUAGGUUCUUCGGAAUCUGUAGGUCCUUUAGGUUCUUUAAGUCCUUUAGAUGCGUCAGGUUCUUUAGCCUUUGCUCCUGGUAAUCCAAAAACUUGA